AUGACCAUCGACGACGACAUUUUGGCGUUCUGUAACCACAUCAAGACGUACGGUCUCAGCCCCACUGGCAGUCCUCCGGGCGUAGCCGAGGUGGUGGACGAAAACACAGAGCUCAAUGCAAGCUACCUGGAACUCGGCGCCGAAAUAAAUCAGCCACUGGACUUCGACAACACUACCGCGAUGGACCUGCCUCCGUUGGAAGAGGCGCUCGAUUUCCUCAUCUCCGUCUGGGCUAAAGCAAGCACCGACGUAGACGAUCUAUAA
Molecule: messenger RNA, 264 nt
Organism: Phytophthora sojae
Lineage: Eukaryota; Oomycota; Peronosporomycetes; Peronosporales; Peronosporaceae
Exons: 2
Coding region: 1-264 (87 amino acids)
Source: RefSeq, a predicted model, not a curated record